This is a messenger RNA of Anolis carolinensis (green anole), 2726 nucleotides long. Its product is annotated as mas-related G-protein coupled receptor member H. The transcript is spliced from 2 exons. Lineage: Eukaryota; Metazoa; Chordata; Lepidosauria; Squamata; Anolidae. The record is from RefSeq and is a predicted model, not a curated record. Gene Ontology annotation, biological process: G protein-coupled receptor signaling pathway. Gene Ontology annotation, cellular component: membrane. Gene Ontology annotation, molecular function: G protein-coupled receptor activity. The coding region runs from base 624 to 1565 and encodes 313 amino acids.
GAACCUGGAAUAGUUCCUUUAAAAAUUUGCAUCAAAAUGCAAAAUGUGUUACAACAUGAACCAGCAUUUAAAAGACGGAAUUUCCUUCAUUGCCAUUUACUCAUCUCACUGUACUUAUAAAAAUAACUUUUCAAGUUAGAGCCACAUCUAGAAGGAGUAAGAUUUUGUGAUUUAGUUUUGCUGUUGUUAUUGAUUGCAAAUAGCUUGUCAUCAUCAAUCAUCUUGCAAGCUUUGGAUGAUGAUAUGUCUGAGAAAGAUCUUUUACAUUUUAGUAAUUUUAAGAUAUACCAGAAGAUGGAGCAGACAGCAAACAGCUUAAUGAACUAACUAUUCAGUAGAAACGUCCCUUGUUGAAAUUAAUGAAUGCCUAAUGAUCUCUCUCUUUCAAGCAACUCUAAUUCUAUCGUUUCCAUUUUUCUUUCUUUUAUAAUAGUUGAUUGUAUUCUCUUAACAGCUAAUAUUCCAACAUAUGUUGAUCCAGUCCCAGUUGGUUCUUGUUGUUUCAGAGCCUUCCAAAUAUGAUUCUGUCAUUUGUAAUGUUCCACUGAGCCCAAAUAUUAGACUUUGAGGAUAAAUUUGUGGUUAAAGAAGAAGCCAAGAAGAAGGCAAGGAAAAGAGAUUUCAUGACGACUCACCUGAGCAGCACUUCCUCACUUCCUUUCACUCACAGGGAAGCAGGUUUUGAAGAGCAAGGAAACACUUCAGCCUUCCCUGAUUAUGAUGAUUAUGAUGAUAUAUUUCAGGGGACAAAUGCAGUCACAUUGUUUCUUAUUUCCAUCUUUUAUUUAACAUGUGCACUGGGGCUGAUGGGUAAUGGAACUGUCCUCUGGUAUCUCUGUUUUGUUAUUAAGAAGAAUCCCAUCACCACCUACGUCCUGAACCUAGCUGCAGCUGAUUCUGCUGUGCUCAUUUGUUUGUUUUGCAUGACUUUACUUUCCCUUGUAGAAGAAACAAGUAAUUCCUCUGCCGUGUUGGCACUCUGUUUCUUCCUUGCCUAUUCCAGUAGCCAAUAUCUACUAACAGCUAUUAGUAUUGAGAAAUGUCUUUCUGUCAUUUUCCCAAUCUGGUAUCGAUGUCACCGACCGGAAUGCCUUUCUGCUAUUAUUUGUGUCCUUCUAUGGAUCAUGCCCUCUCUGCUUCUUGGACUACUUGUCUUCAUAAAUGUGGAUUUAAAAGUCAGUCAGAGCAUCUGCAUUAUUAACUUUAUACUUUGUACUCCACUUGUGAUCAUGUCCACUGCAGUUCUUUUUAUUAGAGUGUUCUGCAGCCUACAUCGUCGACAGCGUGGAAGAUUCUACACUGUUCUCUUGAUUACUCUUCUUGUCUUCCUCCUUUUUGGAACUCCACUUAGUAUUAUGCUCAUUUGUAUUUUUUUUGGAUAUCUGAAUGAGAUGUAUAUGGGUAUAUCUCUGAUCGGUGCCUGCAUUAAUAGCAGUGUCAAUCCACUGAUUUAUUUCCUAAUUGGGAGGAAAAAAAUGCAUCAGUCCAAAGAAACCUUAAGACUGAUAUUCCGAAGAGUUUUUAGUGAUAAUGUAGGCUGCAGAGAGAGUGGGCAAUCCGCCUAAACAUAUUCAUGAGUAUGAAAGUGGAGGUGCAUUGGGCUGCAAAAUUCUGCUUUGACAGAUAUGCUGUUAUUAUCUAUGCCAGUGUGCUUCUUUGUCAUGGCAUGCAAAAUAAAACUAUUUGCUUGAUAGCUAUGCCAGUGCACGGAGAGAAUGAAAGGAAAGUUAUCUCCACCAUUGCUCCCAGUUUUGUCACUUUUGUCAUGUGGACAGCAAUAAGUCCAAGCAGGAGAACAUUUGUAUGUUUUUUUAAAUUGAUCUUUAUUGAAUUUUAUAGCGGGGGUAUACAUCAAACAAGGGGGGUGGUGAAAUAUGUAUAUUAAUUUGAGAGUGCAUUUGUUACAUAACAUUUGUUACAACCUUUUAUAAGUAUAUACAACUUGCUUAUCGUGUUAUCUUCACUCCUAAUAUACUUCCAUACUAACACAUUUGUUGUCAAGAACAAAAAGAACCAGGAUGAUUAACCAUGUGAACCAUAAAGAGAAGAAGUUCUCCUGGUCAGACACAUAGUCUCCAUAUGAAGAUGAUUGUAGGACCAAAAAUGGAAGCCCAUUCCCCUUGUACUGAUUUAACUUUACAAUUUUAUGAUAUAAUUGGAAGCUAGAUUUGUCAAGACAAAAAGCUAAUCCAUGCUGAGCCAGCAUGCUAUCAUAGAAUUAUAGAAUCAUAGAGUUGGAAGAGACCCCUCGGACUAUCCAGUCCAACCCCUUGCCAGGAAGCGGGAAAAUUGCAUUCAAAGCAUCCCUGACAGAUGGCCAUCCAGUCUCUGUUAAAAAGCACCCAAAGACGGAGCCUCCAUCACAUUUCAGGGUAGAGAUUUCCACUGGUGAACACAGCUCUCACGGUUAGGAAGUUCUUCCUAAUGUUCAGUCUUUUGCAGGCUAAACAUGCCCAGCUCUUUAAGUAGCUUCUCAUAGGGCUUGUUCUCCAGACCAUUGAUCAUUUUAGUUGCUCUCCUCUGGACACAAUCCAGCUUGUCAACAUCUCCCUUCAAUUACAGUGCCCAAAACUGGACACAGUAUUCCAGGUGUGGUCUGACCAAGGCAGAGCAGACGGGUAGCAUGACUUCUCUAGAUUUAGACACUAGACUCCUGUUUAUGUAGGCCAAUAUCCCAUUGGCUUUUUUUUUUGCUGUCACAUCACAUUUUUGGCUCAUGUUCCCCU